Messenger RNA from Dictyostelium purpureum, 3242 nucleotides. RefSeq lists its product as uncharacterized. Gene Ontology annotation, biological process: oligosaccharide catabolic process; mannose metabolic process. The record is from RefSeq and is a predicted model, not a curated record. Bases 1 to 3195 code for a protein of 1064 amino acids. The transcript has 4 exons. NCBI's taxonomy places the organism in Eukaryota, Evosea, Eumycetozoa, Dictyosteliales, Dictyosteliaceae. Gene Ontology annotation, molecular function: carbohydrate binding; alpha-mannosidase activity.
AUGUCAGUAAUGCUAAAGAACCCUGAAAUAACAUUGGAGCGUGUUGAAAAGUUUAUAAGUGAAGUUUAUUUUGUUAAUUCAAAUCUCUAUGGUAAAUUAAAUUUACAUAAAACAAAAGAAAAUAUUAAAAUUCAAGUUUCACCAAAAGUAGAUCUUAAUGGUAAAAAGGCAACUGAACUUUCAUAUAAAGAUUGUAAAGUUGGUGAUAGUUUUGGACCAAGUUGGGCUUAUUAUUGGUUUAAAAUCAAUUUAAUAAUUCCAAAUGAAUGGAAAGAUCAAACAGUACAUUUCGUAUGGAACUCAUCAUCAGAGGCAAUGAUUUGGAUUGAUGGUGUACCAACACAAGGUUUCACAGGUGGUACAUGGGUUGACCGUAGAUUGGAUUAUAAAUUAACUGACCGUGCUAGAGGUGGUGAAAGCUACGAGUUUUAUAUUGAAAUGGGUUGCUAUGGUAUGUUUGGUGUUGGUAAAGAUGGCCUAAUUAAUGCAUGUGAUCCAGACAAAACUUUCUCUUUAGCAGCAUGCGAAUUAGUUGUUCAAAACAAAGAAGCAUAUGAAUUGUAUUACUAUUUCCAAAUGUUAUAUGAUAUGGCUAAACAUUUUCCAAAUGAAUCUAUUAGAAAGCAUCAAGCAUUAUGGACAUCCAAUGAUAUGAUAAAUAAAUGUAAUACUGAUAAUAUAUCAUCAUUCAAAAAAUGUAUAGAUAUUGCCAAAGAAUUCUUUUCAAAUAAAAAUGGUGACUCUCAAACUACUAUUUCAGCAAUUGGUGGUUGUCAUAUUGAUGCAUGUUGGUUAUGGUACCGUGAUAUCACUGUCUCAAAGUGUGCAAGAUCAUUUGCAACCCAAAUUCUUUAUAUGGAUUAUUAUAAAGAUUAUAAGUUUACUCAAUCCCAAGCUACUCUUUAUGAAUUUGUUAAAGAAAACUAUCCAGAUCUUUAUGAAAGAAUGAAGGAAAAGGUCAGAGCUGGUCAAUUAAUCCCAACAGGUGGUACAUGGGUAGAAAUGGAUGGCAAUUUACCAUCAGGUGAAAGUUUCAUUAGACAAUUUUUAGUUGGUCAGAAAUUCUUUAGAGAAGAAUUUGGUAAAAACUGUUCCGUAUUUUGGUUACCAGAUACCUUUGGGUAUAGUGCUCAAUUACCACAGGUUUGCAACCACAUGGGUAUCAACAAGUUUAUCACCCAAAAACUCUCUUGGAACAACAUCAAUAAAUUCCCACACUCCACAUUUAUUUGGGAGGGUUUAGAUGGUUCACAAGUUUUAACUCAUUUCCCACCAGCUGACACUUACAAUUCACAAGCUGAUGUUAAAGAAGUCGUAAUGUCAUCAACUAAAAACAAGGAUAUUGAUCGUUGCAAUGAAAGUAUGUUGGUUUAUGGUCAUGGUGAUGGUGGUGGUGGUCCAACCAUCGAAAUGAUUGAAAGAUUAAAACGUAUGUCAAAUACCGAUGGUAUUCCAAAGGUAGAGUUUAGUACACCAGAAAGAUUUUUUGAAAGAGUUGAACCACAUAAAAACAAAUUACUAAAAUGGGUUGGUGAGUUAUACUUUGAAUUACAUAGAGGUACCUAUACAUCACAAGCACUUACAAAGAAGGGUAAUAGACGUUGCGAAUUUGAAUUACACGCAUGUGAAAUGUUAUCUUCCUAUUGUGAAUUAAUUGUACCAGGUUUCAAAGCUCCAGAUUUCAGUAAACUUUGGAAAACUGUAUUAUUUAACCAAUUUCACGAUAUUUUACCAGGUAGCAGUAUUGGUCUCGUUUAUGAAGAUACAUGGAAAGAUCAUCAACAUGUUUUAACAGAAUGUCAAAAUAUUAUCACUCAAUGUUUAAAUCAUAUCACUGGUUCAUUGAUGACAAUUGACAAUAUUCCAGCUCAAACUGCCCCAAGUUCAGAAUUUGUACUUGCAUUUAAUGCAAACGAUUUCGAAAUUACUCGUGUUAUCGAAAUACCAAAAUCAACUAAAGAUCUCCAAGCUCAAUAUAUCAAUGCUGCUCAAACUUCAUACAAUGGUUUACCAUUAGGUACUGCCACAAUUCCAGCAAAUGGUUUUUCUGCAAUCAACAUAUCAACACAAGGCGAUCAUUCUACAAUCAAUAGAAAACCAGAUCAUCCAGUUACCACUGAGCAAUUACCAAAUGGUGAUAUUUUGGUUGUCAAUAAAUAUAUCAAAUUAAUAAUUGGUGCUGAUGGUAUCAUUAAAAGUUUAAUCGAAUUAUCAUCAGGAAGAGAAAUAUUAAAGGAUAAUGGAUCGUUGGGUAAUAGAUUUAUAAUCUAUGAAGAUAUUCCAAAAUUCUGGGAUGCUUGGUGCUUGGAAAUCUAUUCACUAGAGAAGCCAGUAUCAGUAUUAAAAGGAAGCUGUAAGAUUAUCGAAAAAGGUCCACUUCGUGCCAUUAUUCAAGCUCAUUACGAUUCAACAGGAUUCCCAAGUGGUGUUGGUUCAAUUAAUCAAUCAAUUGUCAUUCAUUUCAACUCUGCAAGAAUAGAUUUCGAAACUGAAGUUGAUUGGCACGAAUCACAUAAAAUACUCAAGGUCGAUUUUGAUACCAAUAUUAGAUCAGCAAGUGCAAACUAUGAUAUUCAAUUUGGACACAUACCAAGACCAACACAUUAUAACUCUAGCUGGGAUUGGGCUAAAUUCGAAGUCGUUGGUCAUAGAUGGGCAGAUCUUUCAGAAUCUUAUGGUGUUGGUUUAUCAUUAUUGAAUGACUGCAAAUAUGGUUAUUCAAUUAAUGAUGGUCGUAUGGCAUUAUCAUUGUUAAGAUCACCAAAAUCUCCAGAUGAAAAUUGUGAUAUGGGUAUUCACACAUUUACUUACUCGAUUUAUCCACAUCGUGGUAAUCUCCAAGAUUCUCAUGUAAUCAAAGAAGGCUAUGAAUUAAACAAUAACUUUUAUAUUGGCCAUCAACCAUUCCAAUUAUCAUCAGCCACUCAUAUCCAAAGAUCAUUCCUCACAACAGACAAAGAACAGGUUAUUCUCGAAACCAUUAAAAAAGCAGAGGAUGGAAAUGGCCAUAUCAUUAGAGUUUAUGAAUCAUUUGGUGGCAGAACUACCUUCAACUUCAAAACCUCUUUAUUACCAAUUCCAUUUAAAUCAAUUAUUGAAUGUAAUGGUUUAGAAGAGCCAAUUGGUCAACCAUUCGAUUUUAACACCACAAUUACAAUCAAUCCAUUCCAAAUUAAAUCAUUUAAAUUUAUUUAAAUUGGCAACAAAAUAAUAUUAUUUUAAUAAAAAAAAAUCUUUUUUCU